Molecule: messenger RNA, 1955 nt
Organism: Vollenhovia emeryi
Lineage: Eukaryota; Metazoa; Arthropoda; Insecta; Hymenoptera; Formicidae
Gene: Cyt-b5-r
Product: cytochrome b5-related protein-like
Exons: 7
Coding region: 356-1708 (450 amino acids)
Biological process (GO): lipid metabolic process
Cellular component (GO): mitochondrion
Source: RefSeq, a predicted model, not a curated record
CGUUUCCUCCAAUUUUACAACAUUCUGUAGUAACUGCACUGUUGUUGCGAAAGAAUCGACACGGACGACCGCUGGAUUCUAUUGCGUCAUCGCCAACAAUUUUUCCACCUUUUCUUAUCACACAUAGUAUUCGCCUUUGUGUUGGUGAUACUGUUGGUGAUAUCAACGACCACAUGAUUGAUGACGACAAUUCUGCUGGAGUGCACAUUGAAGAGCGAUGUUUAGUCGUUUUAUCCCUUCCACGAUACACAUGACGCGAUAUUCUUGACCGCAGUUUGCCUCGUAACCGGAGUAUUGGAGGAUGAACCGUGCAGAACAGUUAGGUGUCACAUGAAGAACACAACUUGCCGAAAAUAUGGAUGCAUUACGGUCGAACGGAAGUAUUGCCGACGUGUUGCGUUGUGAGGUCAAAAGAACCUUUAAUAUGUCGAAAACUAGCACGAUACCUGGUUUGUCUUACCUGCCGGCAAGAGAAAAUCUGUCGAAUACCGCAUGGGGUUUUCUCGAGGCUAGGAGGAAGAUCGACGGUGCGGAAGGGCUGUGGAGAAUCAAAAAUAAACUUUACGAUUUGGAAACCUUCGCGAAAUCGCAUCCAGGUGGGUCCGAAUGGAUUCGACUUACGAAAGGAACCGACAUCACCGAGUUGUUCGAGAGUCACCACAUCACUGACAAAGCCGAUCGAUUGCUACCAAAUUUCUACGUUCGCGAAGCCACGAAGCCACGAUCAGUGCCCUUGACUUUUUCGCCAGACGGCUUCUAUCACACAUUCAAGAGACGCGCGGUAGAGGCCUUAAAGAACGUCGAUUUCCAUAAACCAUCCACGACGACGAAGCUCAUCACCGAUUCCUUGGCGGUUGCAACUUUCGCGCUGAGCCUCACGGCUGCUCUCGUCCACUCUUACGUUAUUAUCGUCCUCGCCAGUGUCUUUUUGACGUGGACGUCCAUCGCGGCGCACAACUUCUUCCACAUGAGAGACAGUUUUCGGAUGUAUUAUUUCGAUCUCUCGAUGUUAUCCUCGAAAAGUUGGCGCAUCACGCACGUCAUGAGCCACCAUAUGUAUACCAACACCAUAUGGGAUUAUGAGAUUUACGCGGUCGAGCCGUUUUUACAGUGGAUCCCUCGCAAGGAUAAACCCUACUUAGCGGGAAUGAUAAGCAGGAUUAUUAGUCCCAUCGUCUGGAUGUUGCUCUUCAUUACCGAAGGACUCAAACGAUACUACUUAAUAUUCAAGGAGUAUCAUGGGGUUUUCGAGUUUCGCGAUGUCGUGCCGCUCUUGCUGCCUCUAUCGAUGUGUUUUGUGGCGCCCAAGAUCCUCGUCGCUCUCAAGUUGUGGCUGAUAAUGAUACUAAUCAGUAGCGCCCUGUUCGGCCUGGUCGGUUUCAACGCGGCCCAUCAUCAUCCUGAUAUCUUUCACGACGGCGAUACCUACAGGAACGACCUGGACUGGGGUCUGUUCGAGGUGGAUACCGUGCGCGAUCGCGAGGUGAUCGACGACUCGAUCUUCCUAGCGCUCACCAACUUCGGCUCGCACACGUUGCACCAUCUGCUACCCAGCGUGGACCAUUACUAUCUGCAAUUAUGCGUGCCCGCUUUCCUGCAAACGUGCGAGGAAUUCCGCGUCAGCUCGGAUAAGUGGACGCAGUGGGAGCUUAUUAAAGGACAAUUCAGGCAGCUCGCGCGAACUGACGUGAAGAGGAACUGCAGGUAGCGCUCACCCUCGGCGUGAUCGAUCACGGAUGUCGAAUUCUUAAGCACUAACAUGAGGACUAUUUUUAUAUACUUAAAAAGUUUACAUCUCAGUUUGUGAACAAGCACCUCGGGCGAAUAACGAUGAGUGCAAAUGGGUAAUUAAAGUAACAAUUAUGCGCGCAAUUUGCCAAGAGUUUCGCAAAUUGGCAUAAGACUGUAUCUGGAUGUGAGAUGGACGAAUAAAUUGAUAAUUUUAUUCCAUUUGA